Messenger RNA from Nicotiana attenuata, 1325 nucleotides. RefSeq names its product nuclear transcription factor Y subunit A-1-like. The transcript has 6 exons. The record is from RefSeq and is a predicted model, not a curated record. Gene Ontology annotation, biological process: regulation of transcription by RNA polymerase II. NCBI's taxonomy places the organism in Eukaryota, Viridiplantae, Streptophyta, Magnoliopsida, Solanales, Solanaceae. Gene Ontology annotation, molecular function: DNA-binding transcription factor activity, RNA polymerase II-specific; RNA polymerase II cis-regulatory region sequence-specific DNA binding. Gene Ontology annotation, cellular component: CCAAT-binding factor complex. The coding region runs from base 180 to 917 and encodes 245 amino acids.
UACAGCAAAAAAAUCCAUAAAUUGCUCAAAUUGACUCUCUCUCUCUCUCUCUCUCUCAUUUCUUCAUUCAUCUUUUUUUUUUUUAUAAAAAACAAAAAAGCCUAUAUGUUGUUCUUCACCAAUCAGUAAUCACUCUACUCACUACUCUCUCUUCAGUCCCUUUCCUUUUACGGGGAAGCAUGCAAUCAAAGUCCAAAAGUGCAAUCUGCCGGGAAGCCAGAACUUUUGAUGUUCCGAAUUCCAUCAAAUAUUCUGAACCUUGGUGGAAUACUGCUGGCUAUAAUCCUGUUUCUCUGGGAUUGAUGCGGGAAAGUGCAUCAGAUUCGUCAUCACGGGAACAAUCUGUGGAUGGCCGGUCACAAUCUGAUGGUGGAGCCAAUGAGGAAGAUGAUGAUGCUCCUGAAAACUCACAAAGUACCAUACCUAUGCAUUCAGAUGGGGAAAGGAGUUAUCCGCAAGUUGAUCAAAAUUUACAGCCAAUUGCAUCAACCAUACCUCCAAAGGGUGAUGGGACCCAAAUACAGCCCGGACAGCUUGAACUUGUUACGCGCUCAAUAGCUUGUGCUCCAAAUGUAUAUGCUGACCCGUACUAUGGGGGGAUGAUGACACCUUUUGGUCAGCCUAUGGUGCCUCAUGUAUUUGAUAUGCAUCAUCCGAGGAUGCCUUUGCCCCAUGAAAUGGCUCAAGAACCUGUUUUUGUCAAUGCCAAGCAGUAUCAUGGUAUUUUGCGGCGGAGAGAGUCACGUGCCAAAGCAGAACUUGAAAAGAAGCUGAUAAAAGUUAGAAAGCCAUAUCUUCACGAGUCUCGACAUCAGCAUGCUUUGAAAAGGGCAAGAGCUUCCGGAGGGCGUUUUGCAAAAAAGUCAGAUACUGAUACUUCAAAGGGAACCGGUUCUGGUUCUGGUUCUAAGUUCUAACCCGGAUCUUUCUGCGUUGUGAGGUUUAGUACUUUGGCAGAGGGACUGAAUCUUAUCUGAUCAUAUCAGUAGUUAUAUGUUUCAGUCUUGGCUUGUUCGAGACUGGUGGCAGUUCAUCCUUGGCUUUUUAUUUCAAUGUUAUGGGAAGGAGAGGUUGUCCGCGUUGUAAAUUCAGUUCUUCCCUUCUGUAUAAAAAAGAAAACGGGUUAGGACUAGCGUUGAAAAGGAACACUUUAGUAGGCAUAUGGCUACUAAAUGUAGUGUAAUUUAAUGGGUAUGUAAAGUUGUAGGUAGGUUGUAUACUUGUCACAUUUCCUUUCUGUUACUGUAUCUUAGGAUCCUGAUUUUGUGGAACUUCUAUUUUGUUUAUUUAAUUUGAUGAUAGUGGCAUUGUGUUUCGGGGCUUUA